This is a messenger RNA of Fonsecaea multimorphosa CBS 102226, 3951 nucleotides long. RefSeq lists its product as uncharacterized. Lineage: Eukaryota; Fungi; Ascomycota; Eurotiomycetes; Chaetothyriales; Herpotrichiellaceae. The record is from RefSeq and is a predicted model, not a curated record. The coding region runs from base 1 to 3951 and encodes 1316 amino acids. The transcript has 2 exons.
AUGCCGUCGACGAGACCCUGUGCGGCCUUUGAGCCCAUUUCACCCGAUUUCGAUCUGAAAGCCCUUGUUGAGUCCCAGCCUAACUUCGAGUGGGUUGUGCGCAUCCACUGCGACAUGAUAGAUCACCAAGGCCUGGAAAACUUUGAGAAGCUGGUCUUGAUCCAUGUCAUCCUGGGCGGCAAGCCUCUUGUAAUCGAGGGCUACGAGGAGCGACUCGACAGAUGGACAUUCGCGUUACAGUGGCUCCGCGACAACUGCGGCUCAAAAGUUGAAAAUGCGAGAGAUCUCACCAAGAAGACCAACGUCCCGUUAUCGAUCGGCCACUACUUGAACCACAUGGCGUUAUUGACAAAUCAGUGGACCCCACGGAACUACAAGGAUCCCCAGCGUCAGCGGAUGUACCUCAAGGAUAUCGACUGCCCGCAGCUGUGGCAAGACAAGUUGUCCGAAAUCAUUCCUCCCGGUCUGUUCUAUCUCAACGAAUCGACAGGUGACGUGGGUGGGUUUGGGGCAGUGGACGAAAACGACCCUAUCAGGCCAGGCAUGAGGAAGGGAAAGGGGAUCGCCAGAGCGGGAGAUUUGAUGAGCAGCCUUCCGAAAGAAAUGCGUGCAGAGAACCUGAUGUGCUACAUCGGCCACGAAGGCACUUAUACCCCCGCCCACCGAGAGAUGUGCGCAAGUCUUGGUCAGAACAUUAUGGUCGAAGCUUCCACUGGACUCGCUGAGGACGGCAAACUCACAAAGCCGGGCUCCUCGAUCUGGUUCAUGACUGAGUCCAAAGAACGGCAAGUCGUCGCCGAGUACUGGCUCUCUCGCCUUGGCCAUGACAUUGAGAUCGAAAACCAUUUCGCCCAGGUCAACGCGUGGAAGAAUGCACCAUUCAAGACGUAUGUGGUCGAACAGAAGCCCGGCGACUUUAUUCUUAUUCCUCCAUUGGCUCCGCAUCAGGUGUGGAACCGUGGAACGAGAACCAUGAAAGUCGCUUGGAACAGAACGACUGUGGAAACGCUUGAAAUGGCAAUGCAUGAAGCUCUGCCCCGAGCAAGGAUGGUGUGCCGAGAUGAACAGUACAAGAACAAGGCAAUGAUUUAUUACACCAUGCAGAAAUACUCGAGACUCCUUCGGCUGGCAGAGAAAUUCAAGCAAAGAUCCAUGGGACUUAAACACAAAAUGCCCAGUGACUCGAAAGUCCGGCAACUAGAAAAAGACUUUCGCAGGCUGCAGAUUCUGUUUACUGAAAUCUUGGUGUCAGAAAGUUUCCUUGCUGACCGCAUCGAGAAGAAGGUUGAGUAUAUCCCUUAUGACAGCAACAUUACUUGUUCAUAUUGCCGCUGCAAUAUUUUCAACCGGUUCCUCACAUGCCCUAAUUGCGUCGAGCAGUUGGCGAACGGUGACGAAGACACAUAUGACAUCUGCAUGGAAUGUUAUGCAAUGGGCAGAAGUUGUGCGUGCAUAUCAAAAUUGAGAUGGGUUGAGCAGUGGCCCUGGGGAGAACUCACACAGAAGCACGAACAAUUUCGACAACAGAUCCUGCAGUAUGAAGGCAGAUUGACCGAGAAAUCUCCCAUGCCACUUAAGAUCGAACUGGACAGGCUCGGGAACAAAAGGACACUGGCGCAGAUCUGCCAGCUUGAGUUAGGAAGGAGGCCAUUUCGUGACAUCCGGCGUCCGCAGUCACCUGUGACAGGCGACGAUCGCGAAGAAGUGGAGGAGGUGGAUGCAAACGGGAAUGUGAAGAAAAAGAAGAAGAUCAAGAGAACUGAGAAGUUUUUGAGGACACAUGCUCGAUGCCAUGUUGACUUUCACUGGGAACCCAAAUGGAAGCAAGCUGCGUGCACCAAAUGCAGCAAACAUUGGUGCUACGGCACACUUUUUCGAAGGUUCGACAUGAUGCCACAGGAUAUCCUUGCCGAACCGGACUGGCUGUGUCCGAGCUGUCUGAACAUCUGUGGCUGCCGUCACUGUCGGGCUAAACCAGAAUACAAACCCUACACACCAUCUGGAACGAUUCUCGGUCAUAACACGAAGGCAAUAGCAGAUCCCCGCUCAGUGGAAAGCCUCGUUGACUUUGGCUAUUCCAAUAUUGCCUGGAUCCAGAAGGCGGGAGAUGAUCGUGGGGAUCAGUCCCGUCGCCUUGAAAAGCGUCGGAAAGAGGCAGAGGCAGCCAAAGCUACGGGGCCUGAGCUAGGAGAACACUACGUUGACGGUGACCACGAGAUGGAUGACGGAGUGGAAGAAGGCCUCCUUCGGUUGGCGCAACAAGAAGGCAUACCGAUCGACCCAGCCCGACAAGGAGGCAUACCGAUCGACCCAGCUCUGGAACCUGCUGGUCCACCCGAAUCUCCCGGAGAGGACGAAGAUGACUACGACGAGAACCCAGAAGGGGCGAAAGUCAGAGGAGAAGUGGUUCCCAUCGAUCUUACAUCUCAAUACGCUCUCCCCGAGGGUGGCGUCAUCAGAGACGUCGAGCAUGCAUAUGAUCCAACCGAGGCCAUCACAUACGACUAUCCGGAUCCUGAGAUCGGUGUCCAUGUUCCUGUCCCUGUUGAAGAAGAGCAAGCGAUCGUGACUCCAGGGUACGCACCAGCUGGCGUGGAAGAUGGGACAGAGAUUGAAAUGGUCGAGCGUAAACGCAAGCGUGGGAGGAUCGAUGAUGGCGACCGCCCUUAUCAAUACAAGAAAGCCAAAGCCGACAAGAACAAAGUGCGAAAAUCACUUAUUGUGAAGUUGCCGCUUCCGAAAGCGAGACUCGAAGAAAUGGAAAGGAUGGCAAAUGUUGCGCGGCAGGCGUUGAACGGAGUGGAAGUCCCUGCACCGGUCAUCAGCUCUGAUCUCCAAGCUCUCAACACUGCCGAUGGAAAUGUGCAGAAGAAGGUUCGGCGAGGUGUUGAACAUGUUGAAGUUGAACAGGACGACGAAUUCAUGCCCGGUCGGUAUCGUGACCGCAGGAAACCUGCCGCAGAUGGAUCCCUUCGACCACGAGCCGACGCUGAAAUUACCAGGCGCCAGACUCGGACGCAACACAAACAUUAUGAAGAACCCUCGGAGGACGAGUUCAGUGAGGUUGUUUCUGAGCAUGAGCCUUCUUCCGAGCGCCACAAAUCUGCAAACAAGCCGGCACCGAAAGUGGUCAGGUUGGACGACGUCGACGCGGAUUUGGAUUCUUCCACAUCCUCGGACGACGAAACCGUACAGAAUGAGAGCUCUGCGUCGAGCCCGCCCGUUGAAGUUGGACCGAGCGGUCCCAAACCAGCACCACGAAUGGCCACAAAGGCCCCCAAACUGACGGUGGCGCAGACUGUCCAUACUCUAGCAACAAGCUCCCCUGCCGAGCGGAGUGAAAGAUCGGUCUCAGUGGCCUCAUCAGUACCUCCUCGAAAGAAAACUACACUCGCCCCAUCGACCUCAGCUGCCUCCAUCUUGAGCGAGGCGAAGGCCGCAGCAGAAGCGUCGGCGAAUCGACGGGCGAAAAUGGCAGCGAUUGAGUGGAUGGAGAAUGACAGCGAAGACCUGGACGACGCUUGGUCACAGAACUCGUUCUUGGACGGACAUUCCUCGCGCAAUAAGGCCGCUAGUCCGGCUCAGAAAGAGGUCGCCCCUGCCAGAGAAGAAGAGGAGGAGCAAGAUGAAGGAGAAGAAGAAGAUCAAGAAGAGGAAGAGGAAGAAGCUGUUUCACAUCCCAAGCCUGUCAAGAAUAAUAAGGAACAGCCGAGACGCUCUCCCCUCGCCCCAACAGUACCGAAGCGAGCCGUGGUGUCGACGGCGAAAGCCUUGGCUUCGGAGUGGGCGGACAGUGAUGAUUCGGACGACGGGACACAGACUCGUAGGCCGGGCGGUGCUUGGGUUGCCAUUAAUGGUGGAGCUGCGAACGCGAGUCGAGUGGCGCCUACAAAGCCUUCCGAUACUGCUAUGGGUCUGAAAAAGAGAGGAAGGCCCCGAAAAUAUGCUUAA